This is a messenger RNA of Chrysemys picta bellii (western painted turtle), 1220 nucleotides long. NCBI's taxonomy places the organism in Eukaryota, Metazoa, Chordata, Testudines, Emydidae. The record is from RefSeq and is a predicted model, not a curated record.
AUGCACCCCACUCGCUUCAUCUACUUGGGCCUCACCCCACACACACCCGCGUACACGUCAAACCUAGCGCUCCUCUUGGGGCCUGACGGGCGUGGGAAUGACCCCCACAGCUCCUGGCUGCAGCCACUCUACGAACUGGACGACGACCCCAAGCGGAAGGAGUUUCUGGACGACCUCUUUGGCUUCAUGCAGAAGAGAGGGACUCCAGUGAACCGAAUCCCCAUCAUGGCCAAGCAGGUGCUGGACCUGUACACGCUGUACCGGCUGGUGACCGAGAAGGGCGGCCUGGUCGAAGUGAUCAACAAGAAGAUCUGGCGGGAGAUCACCAAAGGCCUCAACCUCCCCACGUCCAUCACUAGCGCGGCGUUCACACUCCGCACACAAUACAUGAAAUACCUGUACCCCUACGAAUGUGAGAAACGAGCCCUCAGCUCCCCCGGCGAGCUCCAGGCCGCCAUCGACAGCAACCGGCGAGAGGGGCGCAGGCAGAGCUUUGGCACGGCGCUUUUCAGCUACUCCCCCGUGGGCACCCCGGCCAUGCUGGGCUCCCCGAAGAUCCCCGUGCCGGCCCUCGCCAUCUCCACACACAGCUGCAGCCAGAUGAGCCAGGUGCACGCCAUUAAGAAAGAAGACGGCAUCCUGUCGGCAGCGGUGCCCAGCCGGAUCGCCAUCCCCGUCGGCCUGGCGGGGCACCACAUAGCCGCGGCCCAGGCGGCGGCCGCGUCCCAGGCAGCCGCGCUGGAGCAGCUGCGGGAGAAGCUGGAGACGGGGGAGCCGCCCGAGAAGAAGAUGGCGCUAAUGGCGGAAGAGCAGCAGCGGCUGAUGCAACACGCCCUGCAGCAGAACCUGCUGGCCAUGGCCUCCCAGUUCCCCAUGAACAUCAAGAUCAGCAGCCGAGAUGACAGACAGGAGACCGCAUUGAACCUGUCCACCAGCGGCAUUAGCAGCAUCAACAUGUCAAUAGAAAUAAAUGGAGUUGUCUACACAGGUGUCCUGUUCGCCCGCAGACCCCUCAUCCCGGGGGCACCCGGCAGCAACAGCAGCAGGAGCUCCCACGGCCAGGCGAGCCCGGUGCCCGCGCAGAACCAGCGGCUCUCGGCCUCCUCACGCAGUCACACUCCCGCCAGUGCCUCGCCGUGAGGGAGGGAGAGACGCCGAGGGCCCCCCGCUGCCACCCUGCCAGCCCCCUCAGUAAUAAAGCAACUUGGAGUCAAAGUCCA